Molecule: messenger RNA, 2045 nt
Organism: Ctenopharyngodon idella (grass carp)
Lineage: Eukaryota; Metazoa; Chordata; Actinopteri; Cypriniformes; Xenocyprididae
Gene: skp2
Product: S-phase kinase-associated protein 2, E3 ubiquitin protein ligase
Exons: 10
Coding region: 162-1394 (410 amino acids)
Biological process (GO): SCF-dependent proteasomal ubiquitin-dependent protein catabolic process
Cellular component (GO): SCF ubiquitin ligase complex
Molecular function (GO): protein binding
Source: RefSeq, a predicted model, not a curated record
CACUUCCGGCGACCCACAUUGGAGCCAAUGGCAUCGCAGCAGGACAGGCGGUCCAGAGUCAGGUUUAAAUGCGCCGCCAGCCUGCGCGAAGGACAGGGGGAUCCUUGCUGCUUUUGAAAGUUUGCAGAAGUUACUACUUUUAGUAAUACUACGAAGUCAGGAUGUCAAACGAAAGGCCGUUUCAAGAACUGAGUGAGAAUUUGGAGGGAUCCUUGUGCAGGCCUCAGAGGACUAAAUGGAAAAAGCGGCCCUCCUGCAGCGGGGGUCUAGACACUGAAAACACUCCAAACGAGCUCAUCCAGCAGUGGUCACCCCCGCACAAAAAGCUCCUGACUUCUGCAAAAGGGAAAGAAAAUGAGGAAAACAUAUUUGUUCUAGCCAGACGUCCCAGAAAAAGACGAGAAUCAUCAGCAGGCUUGUGUUGGGACAGUCUACCUGAUGAGCUUUUGUUGGGAAUCCUGUCUCGUCUCUCACUGCAAGAUCUACUCAGGACGUCACGGGUCUGCAAGCGCUGGCAUCGUUUAGCGUUUGACGAGUCUCUGUGGCACAGUGUGGACCUGGUUGGAAAAGCACAGUUAGAUGCAGAGCUUGGGCAGGUGCUCUCAGCUGGGGCGUUGAGGCUGCGCUGUCCACACACCUGCAUCGGUCAACCCAGUUUUAAAAGUACAGAGAAACUUCGCAUCCAACAUCUGGAUUUAUCAAACUGCACAGUGGAGACGUCUGUUCUUGAAGAUAUCCUGUUACACUGCAGACAUUUACAGAAUCUCAGUCUCGAAGGAUUGGUGCUCUCUGAUAGUAUUAUUCAUUCUCUUGCUCAAAAUACUGAGUUUGUCCGGCUGGAUUUGUGUGGUUGUUCUGGCUUCUCUCCUGAAUCUCUGGCUGAGAUGCUGAAAUCUUGCACUCGAAUUGAAGAAAUGAACGUGUCGUGGUGUGACUUCAACAAUCUCCACGUUCAAGCCAUUGCUAACAACAUUCCCUCCAGUGUCACUCAACUGAACAUCAGUGGUUACAGACAAAACCUCACCAUGGAAGAUGUCAAAGCUAUAGUAAAAAGGUGUCCGAACCUCACAAACCUAGAUUUGAGUGAUAGCGUGCUUGUGACGACAGACAGUUUUCCCGUCCUGCAGGAACUGUCCUCUCUGAGACAUCUGGGACUGAGUCGUUGUUAUCAGAUCCACCCAGCUUCUCUCAUUGACUUUGAAAAGUUUCUAAAUUUGCAGACCCUGGAGGUCUUUGGGCUCAUACAGGACAGCUACCUGCCCAUUCUUUGUAAAGGUCUACCGCACAUACAGAUCAACACACAGCCUUUCUCCACUGUGGCACGUCCCACCUCGUCAUCAAGAAAAGAUCGCACACUUUGGGGAAUGCACUGCCGACUUGUCUACAAACAUUAAUGUUUUUAAUCCAGGAUGAUUACAGGGUAAACCAAAUUGUAAAAUAGUCAGUAUUUCUCUUUUUGUGCCCAAUUAAUUGUGAUUUUAAAAAAUGUCUUAAGCAUCACUGGUAAGUCCUUUUUGUUUUAUAUUUCAACAGUUUCAAUUUUGAUGACAAUUGUGUUAGAGGUCCUGACAAUCUUGAAUUGAGUGGUGUUCUUAUGUUGUAGCAAAGAUCAUAUCAUUUAUCACAAAAUGAGAGUGGACAAGAUUGUUAGUGGUAUAUUGUACCUGUUUGGUACCAUAUAGCUGUUAAUUUUGAAAAUGGUGAGUUUCACUAGAUUUGUUGCUUCAGGUUGAAAUCUAGAAUAUAGUAAGUUCUCAAAUGCAAGAAUUGUUUUCCUGCCAAAAUCAAGUACAUUUCCAGUUUUACCCUAGGAUUAUCAAAGGUCUAGUUUAGAGAAUGGUUUUAUACUGUUCCUGAAUUAUUUUGCUAUACAAAAGCAUUAGAACAGGUGCUUUAGCAGCAGAGAAAAUAUUGUGAAUCUCUUCCAUUUUUCUGACCAGUUUUAAUAUUGGAAAACUUGAAUUUUGUACAACUUGUUUGACAUGUUUUUAUGAAUUGUUUACAUCUGAAUUGUAAAUAAAUGUAUUGCUUUUUAUUUAAAGUCA